Polychytrium aggregatum is the source of this 2889-nucleotide messenger RNA. RefSeq names its product chloride channel. Bases 1 to 2889 code for a protein of 962 amino acids. The transcript has 8 exons. Gene Ontology annotation, molecular function: voltage-gated chloride channel activity. The record is from RefSeq and is a predicted model, not a curated record. Gene Ontology annotation, biological process: transmembrane transport; chloride transport. Gene Ontology annotation, cellular component: intracellular membrane-bounded organelle; lysosomal membrane. NCBI's taxonomy places the organism in Eukaryota, Fungi, Chytridiomycota, Chytridiomycetes, Polychytriales.
AUGUCCAAGCCAAGCACAGAGGUCGAUCCCGCCAAGAAGACGCCGCUCCUCGUUCAGAGAGACCACUCUGAGGACGGAGCGCCCAUCCCCCCCGUCAACCGACUGUCUCAUCGCACGACCACCAGAAAGAGCGCGCACGGCAGCCAUUUGUUCUCCAACUUCGAGACGAUCGACUUUGAGGAGCCAGACGGUGAACUUGUCCGUCGGCACUAUCAGGAGCAAACCGUGACGACCCGGCUCAUCGCCAGUAUCUGCUCCUAUGUGUUGGCUUUCAUCCUCGCCGUAGUAAUCUCGCUGGUCUUUGCCGGUCUGUCGGUCGCCACCGAGAAGAUUGGCGACUGGCGCAUCGAGCUCUACGAGAACCUCUUUGAAGAAAACCAAAAAGUCAAUGCCUUCCUGGUGGCGCUGGGCACAUCACUCCUGUUUGCUGUCAUCCCAUCGAUUUGCAUUAUCAACUUUGCGCCCGACGCCAUCGGCUCCGGCAUGACUCAGGUCAUUGCCUUCCUGAACGGCGCCGCCGUUCUCUCCGGAGUAACAUGGCGAACAGUUCUUGGCAAGUGCAUUGGCGUCGUUGGCCUGGUGUGCUCCGGCCUGUACUCUGGCAUCGACGGUCCCAUGGCCAAGAUCGGCUCCUCGAUUGCCAUCAUCUCGACCGAGGCCAUUCAGUACAUUCCCUUUAUCCGCCGACCCUUCUACGGCGAGCGAGAGUCGCUCAGUAAGAUGGACGACGAAGACAGCACCGAGUCGGUCGGUGCAACCAACCUGUUCAAUGUGCUUGAGCACAAGAAUCUCCGCCUGUUUGCGACCCUGGGUGCCGCCGCCUCGAUCGCGGCCAUCUUCCGUGCCCCUGUCGGCGGCGCCGUCUUUGCCCUCGAGGAGGCCACUAGUUUCUGGGAUCCGCAUCUCAUGACUCGCACAGUCUUCACCACCACCACCGCUUUCAUGGUUGUGUCGGCCGUGCUGCUUGGAAGCGGAGUGAACCUCCUCGACCGCCUGUUCGGAGGCAUUGCGCUCCUGUUUCCGACCGACAUCUCCUGCACCCAGAACUUCAACGGCUUCCAUUUGCUCUCGUUUGUCGUCAUCGCCGUUCUUGCUGCUGGCGCCGGCAUUCUCCACAACUAUUUGCUAUCCUUUGUCCAGCUCGCCCGAAAGCGCACCCUCAUCGACCGCGACAUGAAGCACCCCAGCAUCCUCAACAAGCUUUGGCGCAUCCUGGAGGUUGUCGUCGUUUGCGUCAUCACGAUGCUCUUGGUAGUGCUGGUGCCCAUGGCCUCUGAGCAGGUCGAUACAUGCUCGCCGCUCUUCAACACCGUCAAGCACGCCCUCACUGCCGCGCCCUUUGUGAAUUGCUACAACCAGAUCCAAGACGUCUGUCUGCCGACGGCGCUCGACGAGACCCUGACCGAGAAUGUGCUGCUGUCGUACCAGAUUCUCUACGAUAACCAGUGCAGCUCGCAGAGGACCCUGACGACCCGCUCCGUGUUCCUCUCCAGCCUGUCCGAGGCUGCCAACACCACAACCCCCACUCCCGCCAACGGCACCAGCCCUGCUCCGCCUGCUCCACCUGCCCAGAACAGUACUGUGCGCUACCUCAGCAACGUCGUCUACAGCGGAACGAGCGACUUUCUGCAAAACGGAGUCAACGCCACCUUCUUUGCCGACAUGGGUCUCAAGGUCGAAGUGCUCCCGGCGGGCACCUCGGCGCUCGCCAAGCGCUCUGAAAGCGUCUCGUCCACCAGCACCAGCACCAACGUUCCGAUCAGCGGCGUUUGCUACUGGGAGCUCCGCUCGCUCUUCUGGACAACGCCCGAGAAGCAGCUCAAGCUUCUGCUACUGCGUGGAGUGAACGGCGUCUGGAGCUGGAAGACCCUCGUGAUCUUUGCGCUCCUCUACUGGUUCCUGAGCACCCUGACGUACUACAUUGCGCUCCCGACGGAUGUCGUCGUGCCCAACCUCAUCAUCGGUGCGGCUCUCGGACGCUUGGCCGGUGUAUUUGUCGACUACAUCGGCAGUAAGCUGGGCCUGUUUGUGCAAGAUCCGGGCUUCUACGCCCUGCUGGCCAUGGCCGCCUUCUGGGCCUCGACUUCGCGCCUGGUCCUCACCGUCACGGUAAUUGCGUUCGAACUCACGGGCGACUACGUCGCUGUCCCGGCUCUGAUUCUGGUGACCUGGCUCAGUGCCUGGAUCUCGUCCGGCGGCGUGGGCGAGUCGAUCUACCACACCGAGAUGGAGAACAACGAGGUGCCGUUCCUGCCCCACGAGCCCUACCACCUGUUGCGAACCAAGAAAACCCGAGACAUCAUGACCCGCAAGGUCUGCUGUGUGGAAGAAAACAUGAAGCUGGAUAGCCUGAAUAGGUUUGUGAAUGAGCCGCACCUCGGCUUCCCCGUCGUGCAGUACUACGACAUUGACCGCGACGCCGACGGACACAUCGACUCGGAGAAGCUUCCCAAGCCCAUCGGCUUUGUUCGCCGCGACCGUCUGAGGGCUGCCCGGGAUGCCUUUGUGAACGAAGAGGGCGAUUUGGACCGCCUGAUUUCGCUGCGACCCAUCAUGAACACAUCCCCCUUUGUUGUCAACGAGUCCACAUCGGCAUCCAAGGUAUUCACCAUCUUCCGACAGCUAGGUCUUCGUCAGAUCCUGGUUGUCGACAACGAGGGCUUCAUGGUGGGCCUGGUGACCCGCGAAGACUUGCUGCGGCCCAAGGUCGAGCGAGAAGAGGAAGAGCGCAAGAAGAACCCAGGGCUCAUUGGCAUCAUCGAUGCCCUGCCUGGUGCCGAGGAGCAGCAUCGCAACGAGAGCCGUGCCGAGAGUCGCAGCCAGAGCCGUCCGGUCAGUCCGGCCAGCACCGUCAAGGAUCUCGAUUCGCAUGUCGAGCAGAGAGUUUGA